Molecule: messenger RNA, 1431 nt
Organism: Cydia fagiglandana
Lineage: Eukaryota; Metazoa; Arthropoda; Insecta; Lepidoptera; Tortricidae
Exons: 4
Coding region: 1-1431 (476 amino acids)
Source: RefSeq, a predicted model, not a curated record
AUGUGGGUUACUAGAUUGAAAUGGCACGUAUACAAAACUAUAGACCAGCAUCAAUAUGGCUUUAUGCCACAAAAAAGCACAGAGGACUCCCUCUACGAUCUAGUAAAAAUGCUGAAACAACAUAUAAUAGGAAAGCGAAUAGCUAUACUGAUCUCACUGGACGUAGAGGGAGCCUUUGACAACGCUUGGUGGCCAAAAAUGAAGGCUGAGAUAGCAGCAAGAAAGUGCCCUGGCAACCUACAACGGGUUUUGAGCUCUUAUUUGGAAGGUAGGAGUAUAAAAAUUAAUUAUGCCGGUGAAGUAUUGGAGAAAAAUCAAACACGCGGAUGUGUGCAAGGCUCUAUUGCCGGACCGACUUUAUGGAACGUUAUACUUGACCCACUCAUUAGACACUUCACACAAUCAAACGACGUUCACUGCCAAGCUUUCGCCGAUGACGUAGUUCUCGUGAUAGCCGGCGAAAAAUUGACAGAACUAACUCAAAUAACUGACAAAGCGCUAGACUGGGUCCACAAGUGGGGUCUAGAAAACAAGCUGAACUUCUCGCCGGCAAAAACGAACGCUAUGAUUCUGACGCGAAAGCAUAUCGACAGAAAAGGCAUCCAACUUAAAAUGAACGGCAUCGUGAUCCCGAUAGUUAAAGACUUCAAACUGCUUGGUAUACAACUCGACGACGGGCUGACAUUCAACAAUCACGUGACCCUUAUGUGCAAAAAGCUGCUGCCAGACAGAGAAUACGAGGCUCGGGUGCCAUAUACAAAUACUCCUCAUCCUGUGGACCUGGCCCCGCUUACCUUUGAAAAGGUCGAAGACCUGUCAGAGGAAACCGUGGCCAAGUACCAAAUUGAAGGGCUUCGUAUUUUCACAGACGGCAGUAAAAUAGAAGGAAAGGUGACAUCCAGUAUGACACACGAGCUGCAGUCAACGGACUGCUCCACCCAGCCAAAAGACCACACAUUGAUAUCAGCAGAAGUAAACAAUGCAGAAGAAGUAGAACCAUACUACACUACAGAAAUGAACAGGAUAUAUACAGACGGAAGCAAACACGACGAUGUUGAGAUCAAGAAAGAAGAACCUCAGGAUUCAAGCAAUAAGAUUUCAAGAAAAGCACAUUCCUGCACAAGUGAACCAACGCACCAACGUAGUCAGAAAUAUACAGAAGUCGGAACAUCUAAAGAAACAGAAACAAGAAAACAGACGAAAAUGGCAGCAAUUACGAUCACCGUGCACAACGUCAACAUUCGUUUGGAGGGUUUAACUCCCAGGUCUCACCUUCACAAUCGAAGGGGACCAAGGAACGGUUCGAGUGCAAACCGAACCAGCGAGCCCGCCAUCACCAAACCAGCAGCCCACGCCGCCGGCGAGCGAACCGACAACAGUGGGGGUUGUCCAGCCCCAAUCAAGAACAUCACCGCCACCAGAGUCCAGUAG